CGGCUGCGCAGUGAUACGACCGCCCUUCGUUCCUUUUCGUAACCGGAACUGUGGCGCAAUCUUGUCCAACUGCUCCUGCUCUGGGAAGGGCUGCAAACUGCACGGAUUUUGUUUCCUUUUCCUUUCCUCCGUUCUUCCUGGAAGGUUAAAGGUCGAAGCGUGAAUAGACCCACCUCCAGGACCCCAAAUCCUCGGCCACACGGGCGCCAUUACUCUCCGGACUCAUUUGUUAAAGCUCUUUUUGGGGUACGCCUGUGUGGAUGGUUAUCCCCAAAGUGAAGAAGCCUUGGCUCUGAAGCGUGCUUCUCAGGGUUAGGGGAUGCCGCAACCCAGCCUCUUGAUGCAGUGUGAAUCCAGUUCAAGGGAAGAGGAGAUCCCGUCCCUCUUUUGGGGUUUGGAUCCUGUGUUUCUAGCCUUUGCAAAACUCUACAUCAGAGAUAUCCUGGAGAUGAAGGAAUCCCAGCAAGUGCCAGGUAUAUAUUUUUACAACGGCCAUCCAAUAAGACGGGUGGAUAUCAUGGGAACUGUCGUUGGCAUGAGAGAAAAGGAUGCUUUCUACAGCUAUGCAGUGGAUGAUGCCACUGGGGUUAUAAACUGCACCUGCUGGAAAAGGUUGAGCAGUACUGAGUCUCCACCAGACCCAGCUGCUCCAAGCACUGCAAGAGAGCUAAGCUUGACCUCACAGCUUAAGAAACUGCAGGAGACCAUUGAGCAGAAAACCAAGAUAGAAAUUGGGGAUGUUAUCCAUGUCAGAGGCUAUGUGCGCAUGUUCAGAGAACAGCGAGAAAUCAGUGCCAACCUUUACUAUAAGGUGGAUGAUCCCGUGUGGAAUAUUCAAACUGCGAGGAUGCUCGAAUUGCCAGUGCUCUACAGGAGAGUGUAUGACCAGCCCUUCCGCAGCCCAGCCCUAACGGAGGAAGAGCCACCGGACAAGACAGGCACUUUGGAUCUCGCCGGCCUCACGUCUUUGUUGAGUGAGAAAAUCAAAGAAUUCCUCCAGGAGAAGAAAGUGCACACCUUCUACCAGCAGGACUUGGAGAUGGUGGAGUCCUUGCAGUCCCUGGCCAGCCAGCCUGUGGUUCACAGCACCUGCUCGGACAAAGUGGAAUCAAAGACCAGCACCACUUCCAGUCCAGUCCACAGUGUGUUUAAGAAUGCUCUACAGCUGCUGUGGGACAAGGGAUUUGUGUUCCAGAGAAAUGGCGGCCCUCAUAAGCCGUACUAUGUAACCAGCAAGGACAAAGACCUGCACCAAAGGAUCUACCAGAUCGUUAAGGAAGAGUGCCAGAAACCAAAUCAUGUGGAGAAGGGCUGCCAUCUGAUGCAUGUCCAGAACUGCGUGCGCCUGAACCUGCGCUGGGACCUGAGCAAGGCUGUGCUGCGACAGGUGCUGGAGCUCCUGGAGGACCAGAGCGACAUUGUGAGCACAGGAGCUCACUACUACACGGCCUUCUGAGCAGAGCUGCGGAGCAAAGAUGCUGGCCUUACCCCAGGCUCUCUCGCAGGCAUUGUACAGGGACUUAUAUAUAUUUAAUCUCAUAAUAAAUUCCAAUAUAGUCACUAGGAAAA
Molecule: messenger RNA, 1569 nt
Organism: Arvicola amphibius (Eurasian water vole)
Lineage: Eukaryota; Metazoa; Chordata; Mammalia; Rodentia; Cricetidae
Gene: Stn1
Product: STN1 subunit of CST complex
Exons: 10
Coding region: 320-1456 (378 amino acids)
Biological process (GO): telomere capping; DNA replication; double-strand break repair via homologous recombination
Cellular component (GO): chromosome, telomeric region; site of double-strand break; CST complex
Molecular function (GO): single-stranded telomeric DNA binding
Source: RefSeq, a predicted model, not a curated record